AUGCUAAGUAGAUUAGUGCUAACCAAUGACAUCGUACGUAGAUGGUCUAAAUCUCGGGAUCCAAACCAAAUAGAUCCAAUUAUUUAUUCAUCAGAGCCAACAAUUACAUUAAAAAAAUGGACUGAUGCUUAUCAUUUUGCUAAAUCGUCGAAGUUGGUAUUACAAAUACCAUCGAGCCGAAAAGGUGCUAUUGAUUAUUAUAUACCAGCUGGUGAAGCGCAACACAUUACACAACAUGAUAUUCAAAAAUACAAGAAAAAAACCUGGAACUCCUUUGAUCAAUUCAAGAUUCUUCAAUUCGGUAUAUGGAAAGUGACUUUAUCUAAUGAUGGAACGGAAUGGAAAAGUGACACUUGUAAUUGUUCAAACUUCUUCAAAGAAUUUAUUUGCAAACAUGUCAUUGGAAUGGCUAUUAGAUUGAAGUCUUGUAAACCACCACCAUCGCCCAAAGACAUAGCUUUAGGACAAAAAAGAAAACGAGGACGACCUCGAAAAGCUACAACAACUUUACUAACAUAA
Molecule: messenger RNA, 519 nt
Organism: Rotaria sp. Silwood2
Lineage: Eukaryota; Metazoa; Rotifera; Eurotatoria; Philodinida; Philodinidae
Source: the annotation of a GenBank genome assembly